CGACGCUCGAACCGGCCGUCGUUUCUGUCUUAUUGCAUCCGAGCUUUGGAAAAGCACGUUUUGUCAAUAGGGCAUUAGGAAGGACGCGGGAGGUCGAACCGAGACCGACGCCGACGGUUCGUUCGCUGAGAUAUUUUCGAAAGUUCGGCGUGUUUCGGAGUUUUUGAGUGCGUAUGGAAUGUUUACUUUCCCGGUGAUUGUUUGGUAACUUCAGUUACGCGGAUUUGUUAGAAAAAAAGACACUUUAGCAUUGCAAGAGGAGUAAUUGCUGGCAAUGAAUUGUGCACUCCAAAUUUCCCGUUGGAGUGUCAGCAAAUAAGUGCAGGAAAGGAUGAAGAUAAAGUAAUAGCGACUUCAGGAAAUAAAGCUCUGGAUUUGAGAAUGUGAUGAAAUUUACUAUUUACCUUUAACAACAAGUAUGGUCGCGGUGAUUUGGUUAAAAUGGUUGUUGUUUUGGGCAAUAGUCGUAGAUGGGAAAAACAUCCCACCACAGGGACAGCCAGAGAAAAAUCAAGACCAAGAAUACUGGUACGAGCAGGCGAGGAUAGCCCUUCGCAAGCGUCUCCAGUACACUAUGGAAUCCGAACGGCGCCCUUACGCAAAAAAUGUAGUCUUAUUCGUUGGUGACGGCUUGGGAGUAGCUACUGUAACGGCGGCACGUAUUCUUAGAGGGCAGAGGCUGGGCAAAAAGGGCGAAGAUCACGAUUUAGCGUGGGAUUCUUUUCCUGCUGUAGCUUUAGCUAAAACCUUUAACAUGGACGCUCAAAUUGGUGAAUCAUCAGCCUGUGCGACUGCCCUAAUGUGUGGCGUUAAAACAAAUUUCGAGACAGUUGGACUGGACGCGAAAGGACGAUUCGAAAACUGUUUUUCGAGCUUUUCUUCUAGGGUACCAUCGUUGAUUGACUGGGCACAAGAAUCAGGAAAAUCGACAGGCAUAGUAACGAAUACGAGAAUAACUCACGCCACACCUGCAGCCCUUUACGGCCAUUCGCCCUCCAGAUAUUGGGAGGACGAUUCCAAAGUACCUCCUGCAGCUAGAAAAUCCUGCAAGGACCUGGCUAGGCAGCUAAUAGAGAACGACCCAGGACGAAAUAUUAACGUUUUGCUGGGUGGCGGUCGACGCCACUGGUUGCCCAAAGUUGCCCACGAUCCCGAAUUAACUAAGGAAGAAGGUAGGCGAUUAGACGGUCGGAAUCUCAUAGACGAUUGGGUCAGAGACAAGAAAAAACGAUCUCUAAAGGCCCAAUACGUCUGGAACAAGGGACAACUCGAUCAGAUCGACCCCAAUCAAGUGGAUUAUUUAUUAGGGUUAUUUUCGUAUUCUCAUAUGGACUUUGAGGCCGAUCGGGAUCCAGGAGCCACAGGAGACCCUUCGUUGGCCGAUAUGACACGCUCCGCUCUUUCCAUAUUGCUGAAAAACCCCAAAGGAUUUUUUUUGGUAGUAGAAGGUGGACGGAUAGACCACGCUCAUCAUUACAACAACGCUUACAGAGCGUUAGACGAAACGCUGGCAAUGGAAACAGCUCUGUUAGCAGCUUUGGCGCUCGUUAAUCCCACAGAAACGCUAAUCAUCGUCACGUCGGAUCACUCUCACGUUGUAACGAUGGGUGGACAAGCCACUCCGAGAGGACAUCCUAUUCUCGGUCCUGACAGUAAAGUAUCGGACGUGGACGGGCAACCUUACACCACCAUUCUGUACGGAAAUGGACCCGGAUUUGCGACGCCCCGGAUCGUGCCCAUGAAUACGACUUCUGCCGCAGAGGACAGAAACCAGGUGCACGGGUCCGCGGUGCCCAGACAAUGGGCCACGCACGGUGGAGAAGACGUCCCAGUAUACGCCUUGGGACCUUUGGCCACGACGUUAUUCGCAGGUACAUUUGACCAGAGUUACAUUCCUCACGCUAUAGCUUACAGCGCGUGCCUCGGUGAGCACCGAUUGCGCUGCCAAGGCCUCGAUAAUUACACUGGCGCCCCAUUGAUGCCCCUCAGCGGCAAUUGCCCGUCCCAGGAGAUCACCAGCGUUGCCCAUUCCGGUCAGCCAAUCGUCAUUGCUAGUAGCGUGAUGUCUGAUGAUGGACAGCUGAGGGUGAAAUCCUCGAGCGGUGGAGACGGGCUGAAGCCAUUGUGGUUGGCAUCAAUUUGGGUGACGAUUUUUACAUUCAGAACUUAAGGAUUGUAAAAUGACUGAUGGAGAGGGUGUGAUAAAAACGAAUUUAUUUUUAAAUGUGGCGAAUCUAAUGGAUUUUAAGAAUGAGUAAUUGGUGAAUUGAG
Molecule: messenger RNA, 2271 nt
Organism: Phyllotreta striolata
Lineage: Eukaryota; Metazoa; Arthropoda; Insecta; Coleoptera; Chrysomelidae
Source: the annotation of a GenBank genome assembly